AUGGGAGAGGACGUCAGCGAAACCAUCAACAACGUGAGCACAACGGAGAUUAGGGAUGGGGCUGCCGCGGCCGGUGCGAAUGGGCUUGAUGUGGUGGUCCGCAUAGUGACAUUCAUCUUAGCUCGCUUGUAUCGUCUAAACCGAAAGCAAAAUCCUUGGUGGCACCGUGCUGACUCUAUUGGCAGACCCGAGUCAACUGGAGAUGGCCGAUAUGAUAACCGACAUUAAACUAAACUUCCAAUUCUUUGAGCAAGCAAAGAACGGAAGAAUGUCUAGGAGCCGCUUUGACUGGAUCGGGAAGCAGCGCUUAGCAUAAGGCCUCCUUGGAAACCCGUUACAAGAUGAAGUCCUGCCGAAAACCGUGGGGUCUUUACGUAAACUGUUCCUAUGUCUGGUGGUCUCAAAGCAGGGCACUAGCCGCGAAGUGCACUCGAUGAGACCUGCCAGAUAGCAAUCUUGGCAGGUGGCUGCCACAAUGAAUUGCGUAAUCUCGGAGCUCAGUGCGGGCCAUGUUCUUAUGUCCGAUCGUCGCGUGCAGCCCAAGGCGGCCACAUGGUUGCGCUCUUUGGAACAGGUUUAGGCGGCAUAUAUGCACUUUUGUUGGCAAAUUUCCCCGUAGUUGAAGGAACUUGGAAGCGCCCCCGUUUGGAAAUUAUCCCAAGUGGCAGUGAGUCUGGCAGAACGCGUUAGGCC
Molecule: messenger RNA, 693 nt
Organism: Klebsormidium nitens
Lineage: Eukaryota; Viridiplantae; Streptophyta; Klebsormidiophyceae; Klebsormidiales; Klebsormidiaceae
Source: the annotation of a GenBank genome assembly